CGAGUAUUUUCAAUCAUAAUGUUUAAUUUAAACGAUCAAAAUAUUGUAAGUUUGUGUUAUUAUGUUAUACGAAUAUACUAUUCAUAUUGACAUGCUAUUGAAAUAGUUUAUUUGCAUGUGAAAAUGCUGAAAAUUUAAUUUUUAUUUUUCAUCGUUAGAGCACAUGUUCCAAAAUGGAAAAAAAAAUGGCUGCCAAAAAAAAAAAAAAAAAAAAAAAAAAGAUCGUAAUAUAACACCAAUAUGCUUUAGCCGAUAGAAGGGUAAUGCACAGGAAAAUUAAAUUUAUCAUGGAAUGAUUAAUUAUGCAAUUCGCACACCUGAAUAUGGGAUAGGCCUAAAUGAAAUUGCAUGUAGUUGAUGCACUGAAGACGAUAUGUCUUAAUACCGGAUAUGAGUCAUAUCCGCGGAUAUGACUUUAAAUAAUUGAUAUGACUUAUAUUUAACACCGAAUGUUAGUAUAAAUUAUAAAUUGCAUGUUUUUAUUAUUAUUUAUUUAAUUUUUGUUGCAUAUAUUUGUAUGAUAAUUCCGAUUUCCGGAGUUAUAAAUAUAUGCACUAAUGUUUGACUUGCCAAUACGCCAUAUGGGCGCGCAGUCAAAAAAUUUUUUUUUGUGCCAAUGGGCCUUUAUAUUAUGCCACAUGGGCUUUUGUAUGCAUAUAUUUGUAUGAUACUUCCGACUUCCGGAGUUAUAAAUAUAUGCACUAAUGUUUGACUAGCCAAUACGCCAUAUGGGCGCGCAGUCAAAAAAAAAAAAAAAAAAAAAAAAAAAAAAAAAAAAAAUUUUUGUGCCAAAUGGGCCUUUUAUAUUAUGCCAAAUGGGCUUUUGUUAUACAUUAUAUUUGCAUGAUACUUUCGAUUUCCAGAGUUAUAAAUAUAAGCCCUAAUGUUUGACUUACCAAUACGCCAUAUGGGCGCGCAGUCAAAAAAUGUUUGUGCCAAAUGGGCCUGUUCAGUAUGCCAAAUGGGUUUUUGUAUGCAUAUAUUUGCAUGAUAUUUUCGAUUUCCGGAAUUAUAAAUAUAUGUUCUUAUGUUUGACUUACCAUUCGCCAUAUGGGCGUGCAAAAUAAUAAUAAUAAUUUGUGCCAAAUGGGCCUUUUUAAUAAUGUGCGUGCAGUCAAAAUUUGUUAUAAAUCCCAAAUGGGGUUUUUAUCAUUUUAUUUAUAUAUAGAUAUUUAUAUAUAUAGAUCUAAAUAUAUUAUUUGUAUGAAUCUAUAAAUUUGGAGUAAACAGUAUAAUUCUAUUUCAAGAUAUAUUUAAAAUCACAAAACAAAAAUGUUUUAUGCCAAAUGGGCAUCAAUUAUAAUAAUCAAUAAAUUCUGUAUGAUUAAUAUAGUUACUUUAAAGUAAAUUAAUAUGUAUUUAAUUUUGACUCCAUUAAUGAGGUCCAUUAAUAAUAUUGUAUGCCAAAUGGGCUUCUAUUCAGAUUUAUAAUGUGUUAUGCGUUGCGCACAUUAAAUGGAGGUUUUUAUAACAUUUAUUGAACUUGUAGUUAUCAUAACAUUUAUUUUGAUUUCAUAACUGCCAAUAUGCCACGUGGAAGAGGUGCCUCACGUCGUCGUGGAAAUCUUAGGCAACAGGUUGAUCAUAUGAGAAACCAGACCCGUUCACAAUCUCACCCUAGGCAUGUUUCACCUUCCCAACCAGAACCACAGCACAGGGCAAACUUACAUGACAUGGUCAGCUUACAACAAGCACAAGAUACCCCCACGUACCCUCAAGCUGUACCACAACACAUGAAUCAAAUGCCAGUUUCAUUAAAUCAACCAUCGGUUUCGACCAUGCCACAGCAAAUUCUACACCAGCAACAACAAUUUAUUCCUACAAGUACAUUGUAUCCUUCAUCAGGAGCUCAGGCACAAUACAUGAUGCAGUUUCCUGGUGCCCUGCAACCACAGUCACAUCUACGCAUUCAGCAACCUCCGGAACAACUGCAGUCUCAACUACCUAUGGAGCAACAACUGCAACCUCAGCCACCCUUGGAACCUCAGCCAUUAUUUGAACCACACACAUACGGGAAGGACAAGCCAGUCCAAGAAGAUUCGUUGCUCCACAGAGAACUGUGGGCUUUAGGCCAAACACCAGUAAACAAUGAUUUAUUAAAAUUUCACCUAGAAGGCUAUGAUAAUCAAUCAGAUGCAAAAUAUUUACUUGAUGGUUUUACUUUUGGUUUCAAGCUCCAGUAUUCUGGUCCAAGACUUCCUAUAAAUUCAAAAAAUUUAAAAUCUGUUUCCUAUUAUCCAGAAGUUUUAAGGGAUAAACUUUUAAAAGAAAAACAACUUGGUCGUAUCUUAGGCCCAUUUAAUAAAAAGCCAUUACCUAACCUUAGGAUAAACCCAGUGGGACUUGUGCCCAAAAAAUCAGGUGGCUGGCGUCUUAUUUCAAAUCUUUCUCAUCCUAACGGUUUUUCUGUUAAUGAUUUUAUUGAUCCGGAUGUAUGCUCUGUACAAUAUUCAAAAUUUGAUAAUGCCAUUGAAAUUAUACAAAGUUUAGGUAUUUCUUCCCUCAUUGCUAAAAAAGAUGUUAAAUCUGCUUUUAAUUUAUGUCCAGUCUACCCUGGUGACUUUGAUUUAUUAGGUAUCUUUUUUGAUGACACAUACUGGAUUCAAAAAAUGUUGCCACAAGGAGCAUCUAUAUCUUGUGCAAUUUUUGAAAAAUUUGCAACAUUUAUACAAUUUUGUGUUUCAAAAAAGGCAAACUCUAAUAAUAUUGAUCACUUUCUAGAUGAUUUUUUUCUUUGCUGCUAAAAAUAGAAAUCAAUGUCAAAUGCUUUUAGAUGCUUUUGAUAGUAUUUGUUAUGAUAUGGGAAUUCCUGUUAAUGAUGAAAAAACAGAAGGCCCAACCACGAAAAUGGAAUACUUGGGUUUCGAAAUUGACACUGCUGAGGGCACCAUUAAAGUACCAUCAGAUAAAAUUGAAAAAGCUAAAUCCAUGUUAGAAGAAGCUUUAUGUUCCAAAAAAAUAACUUUGAAGAAAUUACAAUCAAUGGUAGGUCUUCUUAAUUUUUUCUCAAAAGCUAUUCCAUCUGGAAGGGCAUUUAAUUGCCGCUUUUAUGCAGCCAUGUCUCAAGUUAAGAAACCAUACCAUUUAGUAAGACUUUCUUUAGGCAUGAAAGAAGAUAUUAGAAUUUGGUUGCUUUUUUUAUAUAAUUUUAAUGGUCAAACCAUUUUUAGUGACCUUCUAUGGACACCUGACAAUCAGCUUGAAUUAUUUACUGAUGCUGCAGGUUCAAAAGAAUUAGGAUGUGGGGCAUAUUUCCAGGGUAGCUGGGUUUAUUUCAAAUGGCCAGAUUUUUGGAAUAAUGAAACCAUGAGGGACAUCACUUUUUUAGAAGUUGUCCCUAUCUUACUAGCAUUUUUAACUUGGGAUUCCAAAUUGAAAGGAAAAAAAGUUA
Molecule: messenger RNA, 3391 nt
Organism: Ruditapes philippinarum (Manila clam)
Lineage: Eukaryota; Metazoa; Mollusca; Bivalvia; Venerida; Veneridae
Exons: 2
Coding region: 1527-2744 (405 amino acids)
Source: RefSeq, a predicted model, not a curated record